Messenger RNA from Purpureocillium lilacinum, 4713 nucleotides. Its product is annotated as dicer-like protein 1. NCBI's taxonomy places the organism in Eukaryota, Fungi, Ascomycota, Sordariomycetes, Hypocreales, Ophiocordycipitaceae. Gene Ontology annotation, biological process: siRNA processing. The record is from RefSeq and is a predicted model, not a curated record. Gene Ontology annotation, molecular function: RNA binding; ribonuclease III activity; ATP binding. Gene Ontology annotation, cellular component: nucleus; cytoplasm; RISC complex.
AUGGUGAAGGAUGAGGAUGUCGCCUUGGCUGGCGAUGUGCCGGUCACGGAGCCAGAUCUGCCGAAGAGCUUGGAGACAAUGGCCCUUGCGUCGGGCCCUCCGCACAACGCCAUGCGAGAGACCGCUGGGGCAGCGAUAACCGAUCAAGACAUGCCUCUCGGCGACGUCGAUGGCGACGGUAGCGACAGCGACGACGACGCUACUGACCGGUACCGGCUCACAACCAACCCUGAGACUGUGCGAAAUGUCUCCACGCUUCGUCGCCGCGGCGAUGCGGUUUUCCAUCAGUGGGUUCAAAAGAGCCAGCGCCUUGGAACCAAGCUCUUCGUUGACAAGCGGACGCAUGAUCUGGACCGCACGUCGACUGCUCGAAUGAUUCAGAGCAACGAGAAAGGAAUCAUUUCGACCCCGCGGGAGUACCAAAUAGAACUCUUCGAGAGGGCCAAGGAUAAGAACCUCAUCAUCGUUCUCGACACAGGCGCUGGCAAAACGCUCAUUGCUGCUCUCCUGUUGCGGCACACCCUGGAUCAAGAGCUUGAGCGGCGUGCUCAAGGAGAGUCCAAAAAGGUGGCAUUCUUCCUGGUCGAAAAGGUUGCCCUCUGCUUCCAGCAAUACAGCGUCUUGAAAGCCAACCUGGAGCACCCUAUUGACAAGUUCCAUGGAGAAAUGGCCGGCAUCAUGAGGACAAAGGCUUUCUGGGACAAGCGAUUCAGCGAAAGCAUGGUUAUCGUCUGCACAGCCCAGAUCCUCCUCGACUGUCUCAACAGCGGCUUCAUUCAAAUGCAGCAGAUCAAUCUCCUCAUAUUCGAUGAGGCUCACCAUACGAAGAAGAAGCAUCCCUAUGCUCGUAUCAUCAAGGAUCAUUAUUUACGAGAGCCAGCGAACCGUCCACGGAUCCUCGGCAUGACGGCAUCGCCCGUCGACGCGCAAACAAGUGAUCUUCGGGCGGCCGCACUUGAGCUCGAGGGCAUCCUAUGCAGCCAAAUUGCCACAGUCUCCGACGAGGCUCUUGCCCGUGGUCUAGCCCAGCGAAACCAGGUUGAGCUCAAGGAAUACUACGCGCGACUGGUGAAUGCUGAAGACGCGAGGACGCCCCUGUGCCAGAAGCUUUCGGAACUCAUGUCCCAUGACACUCAUUACCGCAUACAUUUCGACGCUGCCCAAGACGUGGCUUCAACGCUUGGACCUUGGUGCGCUGACAAGUACUGGGAGCUUCUCAUGACCGACGACGAAGUUCGCAGACGGGUGGCAAAGGCUCAAGGAGCCGUCAGCUCCCUGCAUGCGCCAAUUGGUACCACCGAAGCCGACAGGGUGCUCGCAACGCUUCAGGAGGCUCAGAAAGCAAUCCGAGAGGCUGCCACAGCAAAUGCAGCAAGCGAGCCCGCCAGGGGCUCGGCGACUUUCUCCUCAAAAGUCGAAUUACUACGGCAGAUUCUUCGGGACUCUUUCAGCCGUGAGCGAACGGGCCGAUGUAUCGUAUUUGUGCAAAAACGCCACACGGCCCUGCUUCUCUCAAUCUUUUUCUCGCAGGCCGGCAAGCACGUUCCGGGGAUGCGUUCAUCUUACCUGAUUGGGUCUCAGCCACUUACAGCCAGCAUCGCGAACAUGUCCUUUCGCGAUCAGGUCCUGACCCUUCAGCGAUUUCGACGAGGCGAAUUCAACUGUCUGUUUGCUACGCAGGUUGCUGAGGAAGGGCUCGAUAUUCCCGAGUGCGACCUUGUCAUCCGAUUCGAUCUCUACGACUCUGCCAUCCAAUACAUUCAGUCCAAAGGGCGAGCUCGACAGGCCAACUCAACCUACAUCAGCAUGCUGGAAGAAGGCAACAUGAGGCAUCUUCGACGGCUCAAGCAAGCAACGAGAGACGCCAAUGCGCUUCGGCGGUUCGUCUCCGGCCUUCCUGCCGAUAGAAAGAUCCAAGACACCUUCGACGUGGAAACCCUGGCGGAACAUGAAAGGAUCACGCAAAAGUUCUACGAGAUACCAGAGACUGGUGCUCGGCUCACCUUUUCGUCCAGCCAGGAGGUCCUAGCCAAGUUCGUAUCGUCGCUCGGCGGGCCCGACGUGUCCCUCUCUCCGGAAUACGUGGUCACGCCUUCUCAUACAAGCAGGAAGUUUGUUGCCACGAUCAUUUUCCCGGAUACCAGUCCAUUCAAGUCCAUGAAAGGGUUCGCCCAGCGAAAUAAACAGCUGGCACGCUGCUCUGCGGCCUUCGAGGCAUGCGUGGAGCUGAUCAAGAAAAAGUACAUCAACAGCCAUCUUCAACCAACUCUCGGCAAAAUGCUUCCUGCGAUGCGCAACGCGCGUUUGGCCUUGAGCUCGAACAAGCGCCACGAGUACAACAUGCGAAUCAAGCCUGGGAUGUGGUCCGGGCUAGGUUCGGACCUGCCAACUCAGCUCUUCCACUCCGUCUUCGUCCUCGACUCGCCAGAGGCCGUCCAAAGGCCCACGAGCCCCAUCAUAUUCUUGACCAGGCAGAAGCUGCCAGAUAUUGAGCCAAUGCUUCUGUUUUUGGAUCAGGGGCGGACUUCGGUCGCGCGCCUGGUGUCCUCAUCGCGGCCUUUGCGUCUCUCUUUGGACGAGCUCCACGACCUGGCCACCUUCACUCUCGCAAUCUUCUCCGACGUCUUCAGCAAGGACUACAAUGCCCAGCCGGCGGAUAUGCCAUAUUUCCUGGCACCAUGCGCACGAAUCCUAAUGGACGACGGGACUGCAUCGGCUGACCCGACAAGGAUCGACUGGGAGACAGUCACCAAGGUGUCUCAUUCUGAACAGCCAGACUGGCGCGGCGCGCCUGAGGACUUCUUCCAUGACAAACUGGUCAUGGAUCCCUGGGAUGGGUCUCGCAAGUUCAUCAUCCAUGGCAUCAACAAAGCGCUGAGGCCCAGUGAUCCGGUACCCGAGGGCGCACCAAUGCCGAAAAGUCGGGCAUAUCGGCAGGUGGAACCGAACAUCAAAGAAUACAGCAACAGUCUCACUAUUCAUUCACGCAGGAGACAGACAUGGGACGAGAAUCAGCCAGUCGUCGAUGCGACACUCUUGCCAAUCCGCCGAAACUUCCUCGACGAGUAUACUGCAGAAGACAACCAAGAGUUGCGCUGCUGCAUCAUCCUCGAGCCUAUGAGAGUCUCCAAGUUGCCGAUCGAUAUGGUUUCCAUGGCCAUGAUAAUACCAGUCAUGAUCUACCGCCUUGAUUCCGUCCUGAUCGCGCUCGAAGCUUGCAAGCUCCUCGACCUGGACAUCCAGCCGAAUCUGGCACUCGAAGCACUCACCAAAGAUAGCUCCAACACCGAGGAGCAUGGCGACGUGCAGGUCGACGUUCAAGUCGGCAUGGGAAACAACUACGAGCGACUCGAAUUCCUGGGCGAUGCCUUUCUCAAGAUGGCCACAACAAUAUCGCUAUUCACGCUCAUCCCCAACACUAACGAAUUCGAGUACCACGUCGAACGCAUGCUACUCGUUUGCAAUCAGAACCUGUUCAACCACGCCGUUGACCGCAAGCUCCAGGAAUACGUCCGGUCAAAGCCUUUCGACCGCCGCACCUGGUAUCCAGAUCUCAAGCUUAAGAGGGGAAAGAUGCCGAAAACCGGUGGGCAUUUCCACAACCUUUCCGACAAGUCGGUUGCAGACGUUUGCGAAGCAUUGAUCGGCGCCGCAUAUGUGUCGCAGCGGGAGUCGGGCAAAAUGGACCUCGCAGUCAAGGCCGUGACGAAGAUGGUCAGGAGCAAAAACCACAAGAUGCUGAAAUUCUCGGAUUAUUACGACGCAUUCAGGGUUCCAGAUUGGCAGAACGCACCGGCUUCCGCUGUGCAGCGUUUGGCCGUCGACCAGAUAUCCGAGGCCACGGGUUACCGAUUUAAAUGCCCCAACCUGUUGCGCAGUUCAUUCAAGCACCCGUCGUAUCCGUACGAGCCAAUCCCCAAUUACCAGAGGCUCGAAUUCCUUGGGGACGCGUUGCUAGAUCUGGUCAUCGUCGACUAUCUUUUCAGGCGCUUCCCAGACGCCGAUCCACAGUGGCUGACAGAGCACAAAAUGGCCAUGGUCUCGAAUCACUUUUUCGGUUCGCUCUGCGUGCAGCUCGGCCUCCAGAAGCAUCUCCUCAUGACAACAUCGAGCCUGAUCGGUCAGAUUAGCGACUACGUCGCGGAACUGGAGAUGGCCAGGGAAUUGGCUCGCCCUGAAGAAGGGCCUGGUAACACGAAAGCCGAAGGCCGCAAGGACUACUGGCUGAGCACGUCCCAACCACCCAAGAUCCUGUCAGACAUGCUGGAAGCUCUGGUGGGCGCCAUGUUUGUCGACUCCCGGUACGACUACAGCGUCGUGGAGGGCUUCUUUACCUCGUUCAUCGAGCCGUACUUUGAGGACAUGGCCCUGUACGAUACGUAUGCGAGCCGGCACCCAGUCACUGCCUUGGCGCAGAUGCUCCAGAACCAACUUGGUUGCCAGAACUGGCGACUAUACGCAUCUGUAGUGCCGUGCGGUCCGGACCAGGGCGCCACGGCAGUGACUGGGGAUGAUGCCGUGUGCGCACUGAUGGUGCACGACAAGGUAGUGGAGCACGAUACAGCCAAGGUCGGAAGAGACGCAAAGCUAGCCGUGGCGAAGAUGGCGCUACGGAGGUUCGACGGAAUGGAAAAAGAGGCAUUCCAGAGGGAGAUGGGAUGUGACUGUCGUGCGGAGGGCAACGAGGGGGCUCAAGCGAGCGGCGCACAGUAA